Molecule: messenger RNA, 1294 nt
Organism: Rhododendron vialii
Lineage: Eukaryota; Viridiplantae; Streptophyta; Magnoliopsida; Ericales; Ericaceae
Exons: 3
Coding region: 615-1058 (147 amino acids)
Source: RefSeq, a predicted model, not a curated record
ACACAUACAUGAGUCACUGAGUUAGUGUUUUCAGUCCUAUUUUCAUUUCUCAUACAGCAGCCAUAGAAUCAAAAGAUCUUUCUCUGGUCUCUCUUUCUCUCACACCUCAUCUCUCUCUGUCGUCUCCAAUUACUAGAAGAAUCAGUCCGAUCGUCCGAUUUGAAGCUCGACAGUCAGAUCAUCUCUUUCCGUCUAUCAUCCUCAACCCUCUCGUCGUCACUCAUCACGCCGUCGAUCAUCAUCACUCCUCGACGAAAGCAAUCUCUUCAGCCAACCUCUCCUCGACGAAAGCGAAACCCAAGAUCUCACCUAGUUGCUGUGGUGCGGAAGCAUCUUUCUUCCCAUUGUUGUCUGCUUCUGUCUCUACUAAUUAAGUAUCGGGGCGGAUAUGGGUAAACAUUCUGUUUCGGGGAUCGGGUAUGGAAAUCCCCAUAUCUGCCCCCCCGAAUGCCAUCCGAUUCAAUCCCGACUUUAGUCCGUCAGGACCGCCACUGUACUCUGGCUGCGCAUUCUAUGCAUCGCAGGGAUUUGUCGCUAGUUCUCCUAUAUAUAUAUAAAACCAAGACUCCGAGCAUUAAUUCCACAAUCAACGACCAAAACGAAAAGGUACGACAAUGUCGUCUCAGUUUAACAACCACGUGCGCAUGUUCAAAGAACUACCAGAAGACGAUCAACUACGGCUAAUUGACGAAGCCUCUAAGGCAGUUGGCGAUCAACUUGUUAUUAACAAAAUCAAGAAACAGUACCCCACAGAUAGCGACAAGGAAUUCAGAGUCAAAAAAUAUCCCGAGCUGCUAAAGAAUCUCCCAAAGGAUUCUCAACAGAAUUUCAUCACUAAUGCUGAAAAGGAAUUAACUGGGGAUCGGAUAUUUAAGACGAAAACUAAGGAUCCGAGGCCACCACCUCCGCCUCCAGCAGGAGCCGAAGGGUCUACUACUACCGGAGCCGGAGGGUCCGGCUCUACUACUACUGGAGCCGGAGGGUCUACUACUACUGGAACCGGAGGGUACGUUGCUACUUCUGGAGUCGGGCGGUCUACUACUGGAGCUAGAAGGUGAGGCAAACAUUGACUGAGAAGUUGGAGGACUAUCCCUUUUGAUUUACUUUCAAAUAUUGUGUUGUAUCAGUGGGUUUGUAUUUUCCAAUUACUAGGUGGUUAAUUAGCUUCGUGCUCCGGACAAAAGCCAUGGCCGUUGGCUUUUUGUGACCAAGUAUUGUUCAGUUUAUAUUGGUAUGUGUACGUGUGAUUGUAGAUGUAUGAUUACAUAAUUGAAUGCAUUUGGUGUAAAGUAAA